Molecule: messenger RNA, 1692 nt
Organism: Malania oleifera
Lineage: Eukaryota; Viridiplantae; Streptophyta; Magnoliopsida; Santalales; Ximeniaceae
Product: ALA-interacting subunit 3-like
Exons: 11
Coding region: 352-1416 (354 amino acids)
Cellular component (GO): Golgi apparatus; endoplasmic reticulum; plasma membrane
Source: RefSeq, a predicted model, not a curated record
GCCCAUAACUAGUUGGUUAAUUAAAAGGAUAAAUAAAGAAAUCGAUUGUGUAUAUAUAUGUAUAUAUAUAUUUUUUUUCAAGAGCUCCCCUUGGGACGAUGAUGUAAAUCUGGAGCCCUGGAGCAAAUCUACCAUAAAAGAAUUUGAUCUCGCAUUUGAUAUCAACUUCAUUUCAAGUUUGAUUCUAAGAGUUCGAUACUUUUUUGAGAUCUGAUUUGCGCUUCAGAUGAGUUUGAUUUGAUCAUUCAAAUUUCUUGUGUUUUGGGUGUAUGAUUCGUGAAGUCAUUUGUUAGUUUAAUCAUCUGGACUUGAUCAUCCUCUUAACUUCAAUUUCUCAGGGAUCCAUGACAGAUGAAUCCUGAAGGAGGACCGAGCUCGUCGGGGGUUGCUGGAACUACUGAUUCUUCUGCUGCUCCCAAGCGGAAUUCCAAGAAACCUAAAUAUUCUAGGUUUUCUCAGCAAGAGCUUCCUGCCUGCAAACCAAUUCUGACGCCAGGAUGGGUCAUUACAGCAUUCAUUUUUAUUGGCGUAGUCUUCAUCCCCAUUGGACUUGCUUCGUUGUUUGCAUCAGAGCGUGUUGUAGAAGUUGUUGACCGUUAUGACAGAGACUGUGUUCCUGCAAAUUAUAGCAACAAUAUGCUUGCUUAUAUACAAAGCGCUGAGACUAAUAAGACUUGCACUAGGAGUUUGAUUGUUCCAAAGCGAAUGAAAAGUCCUAUUUAUAUAUAUUAUCAACUUGACAACUACUAUCAGAACCAUCGCCGAUAUGUUAAGAGUAGAAGCGACAAACAAUUGCGGACCAGCGCAGGUAGAUCUGUCGUAUCCGACUGUCAACCUGAAGCGUACACUGCAAAUAAAUCUAUAAUUGUUCCUUGUGGCCUCAUCGCAUGGAGUUUGUUCAAUGACACAUAUGGAUUUUCAGUAAAUAACAAGGUGCUACAGGUCAACAAAAAGAACAUAGCAUGGAAAAGUGAUCAAGAGCAUAAGUUUGGGGCUGAUGUCUAUCCUGAAAAUUUCCAAAGCGGGGCUUUGAUUGGUGGUGCUAAGCUUAAUGAGAGCAUACCUCUGAGUCAACAAGAAGACCUAAUUGUUUGGAUGAGAACUGCUGCACUGCCUAGUUUCAGAAAACUUUAUGGGAAGAUAGAGGUGGAUCUUGAACUUAAUGACAAGAUCACAGUUUUAAUUGAGAACAAUUAUAAUACCUACAGUUUUGGUGGCAAGAAGAAGCUGGUUCUUUCUACCGCAAGCUGGCUUGGUGGAAGAAAUGAUUUCCUAGGAGUAGCGUAUCUUACUGUUGGUGGCCUGUGUUUGUUCCUGGCAAUAAGCUUUAUAUUUUUAUAUGUGAUCAAGCCGAGGCCUCUUGGGGAUCCAUCCUAUCUGUCGUGGAACAGAAAUCCUGCAGGACAGAUUAACUAGGAUUUCAUGUUGCACCAACACGCCAUGCUGAAAUUUCCUUGAACAAUUUCUUUCAGUCAAGCAUUAACAAGGUUGAGGCUUCCAACUCAAGUGUAUAUAGAGCAGUGCAUUUAUAAAUUUCAUGAUUUUUUUUGGAGGGAUAUUUUGUUUCUUGCAAUGCUGGGGGUAUAAUUAAACUCAUUCCUGCAUAUGGAUUUCAUUAUGUUUAAUCUGUGGAAGAUAUCAAGACAACAUUUUUGGGUAUAUAUAAUUAAUUAUUUUCUUAUUUUUCUGAAA